Molecule: messenger RNA, 699 nt
Organism: Eupeodes corollae
Lineage: Eukaryota; Metazoa; Arthropoda; Insecta; Diptera; Syrphidae
Exons: 5
Coding region: 1-699 (232 amino acids)
Biological process (GO): positive regulation of DNA-templated transcription
Cellular component (GO): nuclear body
Source: RefSeq, a predicted model, not a curated record
AUGAGAAAAUGGAAGAAGAACAAAAAAAAGAACAAACCAAGGAAGUUAUGGUCCAUUCCCGACGAGGAACUCCUCCUAGAGUUAUGGGCCGAUAAGGAGCCAGGAUUGCGUGGUGCAAGAAGAAAUCUCCACAUUUACAAAGAAAUGUCGGUAGCAUUUGAGGGUCGGCUAGUGGAUUACACUCCCGACGAAGUGAAGGUGAAGCUGCACAACCUCACAACGAAAUAUAAUCGUGAAAAAAAGAAGAUUGGGCCGUCGGGUGGAUCACCAUCAGAAUGGCAUUUGUAUUCGAAGAUACAUUCCAUUCUCGGAGAGCAUCGAAUCCAUAAUCUUCAUUUAUAUAUAGAGGACAGCCGUCCCUCAGAUGAUAAUGACAUUUCAACGGACGCAAUUCCCGCUUCUGACGAGUUGAGGUCGAGAUCAAGGUCCAGGUCAAGAUAUUCCUCAUCUCAGUUGGACAUCAAUGACAAUCCAUCUGCGGAAUCUACUUCACCAAUCGCUACUUCUUCUACUUCUAGGCCGCGGGCUGAAAAGAAAAAAAAAAGAAAAAAUAAUGAACACAAAAGUGAUCCGCAGAUGGAUGAAUUUAUCAGAGAUUGCAAGCAAUGGGAGGAGAGGAACUUUGCGUUGGAAGAAGAAAAAAUUACUGGAAUGGAAACUCAAUUUAUAUUUGAAGUAGGGCAGGGUAGGUAUUUAUAA